UGUAAUGUCAUCCAUGUCAUUUUUGUUUUGAUUUUUUCGCUAUUUUGUAGGUUACUUUUAUCGUUCGUUUGGGGGACUUUUUUAUCGUAUAUAAAUAAAGGUUGCUUUUACAGAAUGGUCUCCAAAGUUACUACUGUAAAACUUUCCAGUGGGCAUGAAAUGCCUAUGAUUGGACUUGGGACGUAUGCUCGUAAAGCCGAUCCUGGGCAGUUCUGCCAAGCAGUUGAAUGCGCGAUAGACGCAGGCUACCGGCACAUAGAUACAGCGUCAUGCUACAAAAAUGAGGUGGAGGUUGGACAAGCUAUUGCCAAUAAAAUCAAACAAGGAGUGGUGACUAGACAGGAACUUUUUGUAACAACUAAGCUCUGGAAUGAUUCGCAUGCAGAGGCUGAUGUGAUACCGGCUCUCAAAGAGUCACUGAACAAACUAAAACUGGACUAUGUUGAUCUGUAUCUGGUCCACUGGCCUGUUUCUGUGAAUAGUCAAGGAGAGGACACAGCAAUAGAUCACUCUGAAACGUGGAGAGGAAUGGAGCAGGCUGUGGCGCAGGGCCUGGCGAAGUCCAUAGGGGUGUCUAACUUUAACGAAGAACAGCUGGAAAGGCUGCUGAAGAGUGCCAAGAUAAAGCCUGUAGUCAAUCAGUUUGAGAUAAAUCCAACCCUUACUCAGCAUAAGCUAGUAAACUUUUGCAAAGAGCGCUCCGUAGUGCCUGUGGCCUAUACGCCGCUCGGACUCAUCUCUGAAGCGAGGCCGGAGUUCAUUGGGAAAGACGCCAUCAAAACUGACCCAAAGCUUGGCGAGCUGGCCCAGAAGUAUGGAAAGACGCGGGCGCAAAUCGCUUUGCGGUACUUGAUCCAACGCGGCAUACCUGUAAUGCCGAAAUCAUUUACCAAGUCUCGUAUUGAAGAAAACUUGAAUAUAUUCGAUUUCGAACUAACUGACAAAGAAAUGGAUACAGUAGAUAGUUUUAAUAUCGAUCACAGAUGUGUUCCUGGUAGCAUAUUUGCCAAGUGCACACAUUAUCCCUUUUAAACAGAUGUUUAAAAUUGAGUUUACACAUUGUGUAAACACAUUAUGUAGGUAGACAAAUACUAACUUACUAGUGGGAAUAUGAUAAUGGUAGAUUAAUUAUAACUUGAAAGCAUAAUAAUAACUGUAAUAUACAAAGUAUAAUUACGUAAUAAUUGUGAUAUU
Molecule: messenger RNA, 1194 nt
Organism: Ostrinia furnacalis (Asian corn borer)
Lineage: Eukaryota; Metazoa; Arthropoda; Insecta; Lepidoptera; Crambidae
Product: aldo-keto reductase AKR2E4
Exons: 7
Coding region: 115-1032 (305 amino acids)
Molecular function (GO): oxidoreductase activity
Source: RefSeq, a predicted model, not a curated record